UCUGAUGAAAGCGGAGGGCUGUACGUGUCUAAAUACAUGUCAGACAGAGAUCUUCUGAAGCUCUAUUGUGAUCGACUGACACCAUGCAGGAUCUGGGAGAGUUUCUGCUUUUCCUCACUCUGAUUUGUGCCGGAUCACAUGUUCAUGGAAGUGCCAUCAUCAAUGGGGAUCUUGCUCCAGAAGACUCCAUGCAGUUCAUGGUGUCUGUCCAGAGCAAAAAAGGUCAUGUGUGUGGAGGCUUUCUCAUCGAAGAGGACUUUGUGGUCACUGCUGCUCACUGCAACUUAGAACUGACGCAUGUCAUUCUGGGAGGACACAACUGGAAGAACCCCAGUGCCAAGAAAAUUGAAAUAAUCAACCAAUGCAAGCACCACUACAAAGAAACUAUGUCAGGUCAUGACAUCAUGCUCCUUAAAUUGGCCAAAAAAGCUCCAAAGGGCAACAAUAUUAAAACCAUUCCACUUGCAGAGAUGAACAUGAACUUGAAAGAAAAUCAGCUGUGCUCUGUGGCUGGAUGGGGCAAGACGAAGAACAGGGGCCACUCUGUGGAUGCCCUGAGGAUGGUGAAUGUGACCAUCAUAGAUCAGACGACCUGUAAGAAGAGUUGGCCCAAACUUCCCAACAAUGUGAUCUGUGCAGGUGGAUUUAAAACUAAAAAAGGAUUCUGUCAGGGGGACUCUGGAGGUCCUCUGGUGUGCAGUGGCAGAGCAGUUGGCAUUGUCUCUUUUAACAAAGAGGAAAACUGCAAAUACCCAGAUGUGCCGAACGUCUACACGGACAUCAGAGGUUAUGUAAAGUGGAUCAAAGACAUCACCUCAAAGAAGACGUGCCUCAUGUGAACCAAUAUGACCACGUUUGACUCCAGCAGAGGCAGUUUUCUGGCUCAUUUAAAAACAAAUCUGUCUUUCAAAAGACUUUUGAAUCGUUUUAGCCAAUAAAUAAACAAAAAACAAUUAUUUUACUCUUUGUAAGUUAUUUAAAGUAUCAGCUGUUUGACGUGCUAAAUUUGAGAACAUUUCUUACAGUUUUAGACAUGGAGUCCUUAUGAAAAAAUGAUGCACAAUAGCUGACUUUUUUUACUGAAUAAGAAGAAAAAAACUUCCUGCAGAAAACAUGAAACCGUGCCAGCAGAACCAAUGAAAACCGUUUCCUUCAAUUCGCACUCCAAUCAUCUUCUGAUCUGUUUCCAUGGCGUUGCCAAUGUUUUUUUUUUAAUUCUGAUGAUGUAGCUUUUAGCCAAAAUUAAAAAAAAAUUGUGUUAUUUUGAAGACCAGGGGUCACAAACACAGUGGCUGCGGGCACCAGGGUGCCCCCAAGGACCACACAGUUGGACGCAGGUCUCUUAGAAAUAGCACAACUCACUGGCUAGCUGCGUCUAAAAUAACAUUUUAUUCUGUUGCUAUUUUUUUUAAUUAUACUUGCAUUGACAUACAUUUAAAAAUUAAAAUGUCUUAAAAAUAUGCACAUGAUACAUAAACUUCAUAUAAAUUUUGGUGACCUCAGACCUACUCCACUUCAAAGAUUAAUAAUUUUGUUACAAAUGCGGCAGAUUUUUUCAUUAGUUCAAAAUGUGACAAGAUUUGUUUAAAAAGUGUACAUUGAUUUUCAUUGAAAAUAGGACCUUUUCUCCGUGAAAUUUAGUGAUGUAAGGGAUCAUCUGAAAAUGUAACAAUUACUGAGAUUAAUAAAGUUCUGAAUUUUGCUUUAUGUUUCAUUGUGAGAAAUCAGUGUCUUCAGGAGUAUCAUUAUUCAAUAUUCAUAAUUAGGGAUGUACAGAUUCAGUCAAGCCACAAUUCAAUUCAAUUCACAGCUUUAAAGUCACAAUUUCAUUUUUUUUUUACUGAUUUUUUUUUAAGCACAUGACUUAAAAAACAUAUGAA
Messenger RNA from Oryzias melastigma (Indian medaka), 1880 nucleotides. Its product is annotated as granzyme-like protein 1. Gene Ontology annotation, molecular function: serine-type endopeptidase activity. Lineage: Eukaryota; Metazoa; Chordata; Actinopteri; Beloniformes; Adrianichthyidae. The transcript has 5 exons. The record is from RefSeq and is a predicted model, not a curated record. Bases 84 to 839 code for a protein of 251 amino acids. Gene Ontology annotation, biological process: proteolysis.